GGCAUGUUUUAAAGAUUUGACUUUCUGGUCAAUAUUCUAAAAUUGGAAGCCAUUAUAUUAAAGUCAGGAUUUCUAGGAAAAUGUGGCACAUCUUCCAAAUGCUUGGCACAUCCAGCAAUCGGGCCUGCACUCCCAAGUGUCAAGGCUUGGCUGGAGCUACAAGAUGCCGGCCCCCAGUGGCUGGGUCCUGUGUUCCCCUCUCCUCCACAGUCCCCACCACUCCCUAUUGCCCCACACCAGCACCCUUCAUGCAUUUAUGCUAUCUGCCUGGCGCCUAUAGGCAUUUGGAUUUCAAAGCUUUGGUCCGGUGGGGAAGAGGCAUUGGAAUGGAAUGUCCGUUUAGGUGAUCUGUGUAAAGCUGGUGCCUCGUCCCUAAUUUACAGGUGAAGGAACUAAGAUUUAGGGAAGUUAAGUCAACUGCUCAAGGUCACAACAGCUAGGCUGGAUUAGAACCCAAGUCCCUUGCCUCCAGGGCGUAUACCCACACCCCUGGUAACAGGUAUAAAAACACUUUGAACUGUGUCAGAUACUGGUGAUUACCGCCUCUGUCCUGACUGACCGUGCUGGACAGGAAAGCCCAGUGCUGAUUCUUGGUCCUGUCCAAGGCAGGGACUGCACCAGCGAUCAGAGUUCCUCGUGAGAAACAGCUCAACGGCAGGGGCAAGAACAUUGUGGCACUGGGGACCCGGGGGGGAAGUGGUGACAGGGACGGAAGACCAGACCUCCCCACGCUCACUCGUCCGUGAGACAGAACAAAAGCAAGAGAAGGCUGGCUCGGGGACAGCAGUUCAGCUGGGACACACAAUCGCCCGGACUCCCCAAGGCCCGGCAGGGUCAGAGCUCAGCCACAGACAACCCAGGGUCUUCUUGGCAAGCUCAGCAGAAGCAGAGGGCCCUAUCCCAUGGAGAGAUGCUGGGUGACGGAGGCAGCCAAUGGCUCCACGGAUGGCUUGGAUUUCAACCCCAUGAAGGAUUACAUGAUCCUGAGCAGUUCCCAAAAGAUAGCUAUUGCAGUGCUGUGCACCCCUCUGGGCCUGCUAAGCGCCCUGGAGAACCUGGCUGUGCUCUAUCUCAUCCUGGCCUCCCGCCGGCUCCACAGGAAGCCCUCAUACCUGUUCAUUGGCAGCUUGGCUGGGGCUGACUUCCUGGCCAGUGUGGUCUUUGCCUGCAACUUUGUAAAUUUCCACGUCUUCCAUGGCGUGGACUCCAAGGCUGUCUUCCUGCUGAAGAUCGGCAGCGUGACCAUGACCUUCACAGCCUCUGUGGGCAGCCUGCUGCUGACUGCCAUUGACCGCUACCUCUGUCUGCGCUACCCACCUACGUACAAAGCCCUACUCACCCGUGGGAGGGCCCUGGUGACCCUGGGCAUCAUGUGGGUCCUCUCAGCAUUGGUCUCCUACCUGCCCCUCAUGGGAUGGACUUGCUGUCCCAGUCCCUGCUCUGAGCUUUUCCCCCUGAUCCCCAAUGACUAUCUGCUGGGCUGGCUCCUGUUCAUUGCCAUCCUCUUCUCUGGCAUCAUCUACACCUAUGGGCAUGUCCUCUGGAAGGCCCAUCAGCAUGUAGCCAGAUUAGCUGAACACCAGGACCAAGACAGGCAGGUGCCAAGAAUAGCCCGGAUGAGGCUGGAUGUGAGGUUGGCCAAGACCCUGGGGGUGGUGCUGACUGUGCUCGUCAUAUGCUGGUUCCCAGCGCUGGCUCUCAUGGUCUACAGCCUGACCACAACUCUAAAUGACCAGGUCAAGAAGAUCUUCGCCUUCUGCUCCAUGCUCUGCCUUGUCAACUCCAUGGUCAACCCCAUCAUCUAUGCCCUGCGGAGUGGGGAGAUCCGCUCCUCCGCCCACCACCGCCUGGCCCGCUGGAAGAAGCGCCUGAGGGGCCUCGGGCUUGAAGGGAAAGAAGAGGCCCCGAAGUCCUCAGUCACUGAGACAGAGGUUGAUGUGAAAAUCACCCAGUGGCCAGAUUCCAGAGGUCUAUCCUGCUCUGACCGCGGAUGAGGCCUCUUGCACAGUUUUAAACAAGCCAAGUCACAAUCAUUUCACUCCCUGGAGAAGAGAGAGGGAUCUUGAACCUCUCAUCUUACUUGUCUUGCUUGAACCAGCCCCCGGAGCCUGGACACUUACCCCUUUUCGCUGAUGACUAUGGGCACUGACCCCUGGAGGGUAGCCUAGUCAUGCCUAUCUGCACACAGUCUGCUGGAGAGCCAGGCUUGGCGAGGAAUGGCAAGGAGGGCAGGAGGCAAAAGGCCUGGGACAGGCUCAGUGCAUGUCAGGUCAGGACAACCUUCCCAACAAGAUGCUUGGUGCCUGCAUCUUCCAGAGACCAUAGGAGCCAGACGGAGGCUUCAGGCUCAGACUUGAAGGACGAGGAGGAAAUCUGAGAAGACUGGAUUAUUCUCCUAGAAUAUCUCCAGGGUAUCACAUGGGAUGGACAGCCAGCCCCUGUUCCUGCUUAACUGUUGGGGCCUCCUUGGUUCUGGAGCUAUGAAAGGCCUCACCUUCAGGUCACCCUUUCCCACUGAGGACCAAGAGCUGUGACAUGAUGAGGACCAAGAGUGUUGAUUCGUCUCUCUCAGAGGUAACAGACAAGCCUCCAGUUCAGAGCAUCUUGUUAUUAGGGCAAUGGCCCUUCUUGGCACCCUGAUAAUCGCCACUCACAGCCACUGUGACCUCUUGGGUCCCUGGGGAAUCCAGAGGAGGCUGGGAUCACUUGAGACACAGAAUCUUCAGAGAGUUUUAUUGACCUUGUGAAGUCCUAUUUGGUGAUAGGAAGCAGGCAGCAUCCCAGUCUAACUCAACUCCAAGAAAAAGGAAGAUAUUCACAAAGAUUUUCCAAAUCCCCAAUUGUUCCCACUCACCCCUCAAUUCAGCCCCUUUGUCUCCUUCAUACCCCUAUAACGAAGAAUAAACAGCGCAACUGAGAGGAGGGGGAAAUUUCCUCACCACGUGCCAGGCACAGGGCUGACAUCCCACAGUCCAUUAUCUCCAGCAAGAAUACAGCCCCACGCUUUUGAAGAUUCCAGGACACCCAUAUUUCACUUGUCAGGGAGGCUAGGCUCCUACCAGAGGGACCUAAAACAGUAGGCAAGAGGAAACAUUGGUGGCAGGGGGAAUCGCAGAGGAGUUCUUCUGCAAUUAUUUGGGACCACAGACGGAAUAAAAGGAAAGAUCUUCAUUAAACAUGUCUUCAUUUAAUACUUACAAGACAAGGUGUCCACUAUUCAUUCACUCAUCCACCCAUCUUACAAAUACGCACCAGGCUCUGUGCUGGAUCCUGGAUGUUCAGCCAUAAAUGAGACUCGGCCCCUGUCUAAUGGGGCUUACGUUCUGCAUUCUGGUGGGAAGAGAGCCAAUAAAUAAAUAAAGAAGAUAAUUACUGGUAGCACAAUGAAGGAAAUUGUCAGGGUCAUGGGAUAGGGAUUAAUUGAGGCGAGUUUAGGUAGGGUAGACCUACUAUGUGUUUUGAUCAUAAAUGCCGGCUGGUUUUACUGAAUCUUUAUUAUGCACCAGGCACUGGGCUAAGUGCUUUUAAAUGAGGUAUUUCACUUAGUCUUCACAAUAAUCUGAUGAAGAGGGUUUGGUACCAUCAUUUUACAGAUGAGGAAACCUCUAAGUGACAAAACCACUUGCCUGAGGUCACACUGCUAAUAUGUACCCACAGCUGGGGUUUCCAACCCAGUUUCUGUUUGACCCCAAAGCCUGCCCUCUUUACCACCAAGCUCUUGGUGUAGUUCAGUCAAGUUCUGCUUGAUUAGGAGACAUAUUAGAUGUCUGUAACGUCAGAUUGCUACAACCUUAACUCAUCAUUACUUCUCAGUGUAUGUCCUUUUUUGCCCUGUGUUAAUUUCCUGUAACAAUUUUCCAUAAACUGAGUGGCUUAAAACAACAGAAGUGUAUUCUUUCACAGUUCUGAAGGCUAGAAGUCCAAAAUCAAGGUGUCAGCAGGGCCAGAGGAUCCAGAGGUUCAAGGGGAACCUCUUCCUACUUCUGGCAGCUCCUGGUUCCUUGGCUUGUGGCAACAUAACUCCAGUCUCAGCUUCCAUUUCACAUGGCCGUCCCCCACUUUGUCUCUUGGUGUCUUCUUUUAAGGACACCACUCAUUGGAUUAAGGCACACCCUAAUUCAGUAUGACCUCGUCGUAAUUUAACAAAUUACAUCUAUAAAGCCUCUAUUUCCAAAUAAGGCAACAUUCACAGGUUCCGAGUGGAUGUGACGUUUUGGGGGCACUCUUCAACCCAGUUGAAAUGGCUUUUUAAAGGUGAAUUUGUGGGUUCUUAAAGUUGGGCCAUGCCUUCAUGCAUUGGUGGGAUCUUUUCUCAUUUUAGCAAAGAAAAUGCCAAAGUGUCUGGCAUAAAUUGAUACUCAAUAAAUAUUUGUUUAAUGAAUAAAA
Equus caballus (horse) is the source of this 4386-nucleotide messenger RNA. RefSeq names its product cannabinoid receptor 2 (gene CNR2). Gene Ontology annotation, molecular function: cannabinoid receptor activity. NCBI's taxonomy places the organism in Eukaryota, Metazoa, Chordata, Mammalia, Perissodactyla, Equidae. The record is from RefSeq and is a predicted model, not a curated record. Gene Ontology annotation, cellular component: cytoplasm; plasma membrane. Gene Ontology annotation, biological process: adenylate cyclase-activating G protein-coupled receptor signaling pathway; regulation of metabolic process.